AUGGAGGUGGCGGGUGUAUGAAAACGACUGAAACCUGCUUCCCUAUUGGGGUCGCUGGCGGCAUAGUAAGGGGCAUCCACAGAAGGGAGGUAUUAUUGAAUAAGUACUGCAGAAGAGACAGGCUGGGACUUGUAGUCCGCCUGAUAGUGGUGCACUGGGCGGUGUAUGUAUCCGGUCUCCUCCUCUCUGAGACUCGGGGCUUUGCUUGUAGCUGGAUUUGCUGCCGUGUUGUAUAUGAAUCCUCUGCUGAGGACUGUAGGACUGCGGGCGUUCUCCAUGGCCACCGAGGCGUAUAAACCAGGAUCCAUUUCUGCUGCUUAUGUCACCUGUCCUAACGAGACCGUGGCCAAGGAUAUCGCAAGGGGCUUGGUGGAGCGGAAGCUGGCAGCCUGUGUGAAUAUCAUACCGCAGGUCACCUCUAUAUAUGAAUGGAAGGGGAAGAUUGAAGAGGAUAGUGAGAUAUUGCUGAUGAUUAAGACCCGAUCUUCGAAGGUUCCCGCUCUGACAGAAUAUGUCAGGUCAGUUCAUCCGUAUGAGGUCUGCGAGGUGAUCAGCGUCCCCAUAGAACAGGGGAACGCUCCUUAUCUGUCCUGGGUCGCUGACAACGUGCCGGAGUGAGAUCCGAAGCUGCAAUCAUUGAAGACUGGGAGAAAGACGUCAAAUUAGAAUUAAAUGCUUUUUCUUUUUUAAAUGAAAAGUUCUGUUUUUUUAUUUACAUUUUUACACAUCUGACGGGCUAUGUCUUUACAUGUGACAGUUUUCUCGCCGCAGUACAGCAGCGACCAGAUGUUACACCGGUGUGCAUAGGAUCCUACGGCAUUGUGUGUGCGCUUUGUUAGUCGCCAUUUUGUUGGAAAUUUGAUGCAGUUUUCAUGUAACUGUUCAAAUCAGAAAAACAGCACCACCCCCAGAUACAGCUUGUGUCUGGUAUUGCAGGUCAGCUCGAUAUUAGCAAAUGAUGCUGAGUUGUAAUACCUCACACAACCUGUGGACAGGUGUGGCGCUGUUUUUGGAACAAAGCAGCCAUGUUUACCUUACCUUUUAUAACACCUUUAAAUAAAAUUUAAAAAGUUGCACAAAU
Bufo bufo (common toad) is the source of this 1081-nucleotide messenger RNA. It is a transcript of the gene CUTA, whose product is annotated as cutA divalent cation tolerance homolog. Lineage: Eukaryota; Metazoa; Chordata; Amphibia; Anura; Bufonidae. The transcript has 7 exons. Gene Ontology annotation, molecular function: copper ion binding. Gene Ontology annotation, biological process: response to metal ion. The record is from RefSeq and is a predicted model, not a curated record. The coding region runs from base 166 to 618 and encodes 150 amino acids.